UGUCAAGUGUUUGACAGGGAGCGGCGGCAGCAGCUCAGAGCGGGAAGAUGGCGCGGCGCUGCAGCCGUGCCACGUCUCAGCAAAGUCCUGUAAGGAGACCAACCGCUGCAGCGAUCCUGAUGUGUUUCUGUCUGCUUCCUUCCGCGGCGCAGGCCGGACUCUACACCGCCUCUGACCAGAUCACGCUGCUGACGCGGGACAACGUGGAGUCGGUGUUGGUGAACUCCACAGCUGCGGCGGUGGUGGAGUUUUACGCGUCGUGGUGUGGCCACUGCAUCUCCUUUUCUCCGGUCUACAAAAGCCUGGCCAGGGACAUCUCAGAGUGGAGGCCUGCAGUGUCACUGGCAGCUGUAGACUGUGCUGCAGAGGAGAACAGGAAGAUCUGCGUUGACUACAAAAUCCGAGGAUUUCCCAGCAUCAAGUUCUUCCGUGCAUUUUCCAAAGAGGAUUCCUAUGGAACCAACUAUUUAGGCUUUCCCCGUGACAUCUCUGGCCUUCGCCACGCCAUCAUAGACAGUUUGGAGACCCACGGGGAGCCUUGGCCCCCCUCCUGCCCCCCGCUGGAGCCUAUUAGCCCAGCAGAAGUUGACGUCUUUUUUGGGACCAACCCUGUUCAAUAUCUGGCUUUGAUUUUCGAGGAGUCCAGGUCUUACGUCGGGCGGGAGGUGAUCCUGGACCUGCUGCAGUUUGAGAACAUCACAGUGAGGAGAGUUCUGAGCUCAGAGGUCAGCCUGGUCACCAAACUGGGCGUGACCGAGUUCCCGUCCUGUUACCUCUACUAUCCUGAUGGACAGUUCUCCAGACUCCAAGUCAGCAGAGAGGCUCGCUCUUUCUACACGUACGCCCUCAUGAGGCUGCCCGGGGUACUGCGGUCAGGAAAGGCUGGACUCAUCAGCUCCGUGGUCAUCACCAACAGCUCAGCAGAACCCUGGAGGUCCUUCAACAGAACUCGAGUGUACAUGGCAGAUCUGGAGUCGACGCUGCACUACGCCCUGCGUGUGGAGCUGGCUGCUCAUUCGCUCAUCAAAGGAGAGGCGCUGACGUCCCUGAAGAACUACAUCGCUGUCCUGGCAAAGUAUUUUCCAGGUCGUUCUGUGGUCAUGAACCUGUUAAAGUCUCUGAACUCCUGGCUUCAGAAUCAGACUGCAGAUCACAUUUCCUACGAGGCGUUCAGGGAAAUGCUGGACAACACAGCUCAGGUUCCAGACGCAGCACUGCCUGAAGGAGAGAGGUGGGUGGGCUGUCAGGGUUCCCAACCCCACUUCAGACGUUACCCCUGUGGGGUGUGGACCCUCUUCCACGUUCUCACUGUCCAGGCCGACAGCGCAGGAGCCUCAAAUCCUCACGAGGUUCUGAGUGUGAUGAGGAGCUACGUGAAGAACUUCUUCGGCUGCAGAGAUUGUGCCGAUCACUUCGAGACAAUGGCGAGGGAAGGCCUGAGGACGGUGUCCUCGCCGCCAUCGGCGAUGCUGUGGCUGUGGUCCGCCCACAACCGGGUUAACAGCAGAAUAGCAGGUGCGCUGAGUGAAGACCCCCACUUCCCAAAGAUCCAGUGGCCCCCCCCAGAGAUGUGCUCCUCCUGUCAUGCUGCGUCUUCAGACGGGGAGCACAGGUGGAACACCAAUCGGGUUCUGUCCUUCCUCUCCUCACACUUCUCUUCCAGCCGCAUCCUAAAUGACUACCUGGAGGAUGAAAGUCAGGUUCUGGAGAAACAGAGGCAAAAACAUGAGCAGCAGCUCAAGUUAGUGCUUCAAAGGAAAGCCAGGGAGGCCUCAAACUCCGUAACGCUUCCUCCAUCAUCAUCAUCAUCACCAUCAUCCCCUCUGGAAGAAGACGAGGAGGAGAAAGAGGAGGAAGAGCCUGAUGACGGAGUGGCAUACGAAGAAGACGAGGUUGGAGAAGAAGCAGCAGCAGUGAGAGAGAUGGAGGAGAAAUCCGCCAAACCAAAGCCCAAAGUGGAAGGAGGUGCUGACCAUCAGCAGAGACACAAGAAACCCAGCUUUGUGGGUCUAAGGAUGCGAGAGCCGCAGGAGGACAUCGUGGAUCUGGACUCGUUUGUGAACAAACACUUCGGGGCGAAGGUGCUUCAGUUUGCGUCCUCCAGCCUGGUGAAGCAGCGCACCCUGCAGAGGAAGGUGGAGCAGGAGCCCAGGCCCGUGUUUGGGCUCAGCUUGGAGCUGGACGCUGGUGUUGGAAUGGUGGGCCUGCAGCCCAUCGACCAAGACCUUCACGCCGGCUUUGGGGGCCAAACAAAGCGGCUUCAGAAACGAGAACUGGCAGGCCGAUACUUUGAAGAGGGGCCGGGCCCGGGCCCAGGAGGCCGCUGGAUUUCUGUGUUGAGUGUCGGCUUCUCAAAGCUGGACGUCAGCCUGUGUGUGGUUCUGUACUUCCUGUCCACCGCCUGUCUUCUGGGCAUGUAUCUCUUCUUCAGAAACCGCCUCAAGCGACGGCGGAUUAAACUCGCUUUGCCCUAAACGCCCACGUUAUGGUAGAAGUUCAGAUGAGCCACGGAACACAUUGUAAUGCUUCUAUUUCUGUUUGCUAAAAGGAGCAGGAAUCCUGUUUUGGGACAGACGGCAGGAGUCAAACGACAGAAAAUGAGGAGAGAAAAAUGAGAGCUGCAACUUCCUGAAAAAAGUUUCCACUGUCAGAAAGUUUCCACUUCAGGGAAACUUUUCAGAAACUGCAAAAACAGGCACAUAAAUCUGUAUUUUUGGGUUCCUGAAUUUGUAUUACCACUGCUAAAAGGUGCAAUUAAACCCACUAUGAGCUGGAAUUCUUCCUUUCAUUUGUACAAGUUCACUAUUGUUUUCUUUCUUUUGUUGUGCCCUCAGUGGAACUGAACUUUUCCAAGGACAAGGAAUGACAUUGGUUUUGUUUUUGUAAUUCAGAAGCUGCUUUGUGUUUAAAGAUGUGAUAAAAAUACGUUUAAAGCUGGA
This is a messenger RNA of Oryzias latipes (Japanese medaka), 2939 nucleotides long. RefSeq names its product quiescin Q6 sulfhydryl oxidase 1 (gene qsox1). Gene Ontology annotation, biological process: protein folding. Lineage: Eukaryota; Metazoa; Chordata; Actinopteri; Beloniformes; Adrianichthyidae. The record is from RefSeq and is a predicted model, not a curated record. Gene Ontology annotation, molecular function: protein disulfide isomerase activity; flavin-dependent sulfhydryl oxidase activity. Gene Ontology annotation, cellular component: Golgi membrane.